Tupaia belangeri chinensis (Chinese tree shrew) is the source of this 4102-nucleotide messenger RNA. RefSeq names its product nucleoporin 50 (gene NUP50). The record is from RefSeq and is a predicted model, not a curated record. Gene Ontology annotation, cellular component: nuclear pore. The coding region runs from base 165 to 1610 and encodes 481 amino acids. Lineage: Eukaryota; Metazoa; Chordata; Mammalia; Scandentia; Tupaiidae. Gene Ontology annotation, biological process: protein import into nucleus. The transcript has 8 exons.
CGGGACCGCCCUCCAUCCCACCGCGUUCUUCCCGGAACCGCGGCGCCGCCGGGCCUUUAACUUCUCGCAGUGACAGCGCGUCAGACACUAGGUCCGGGCUCGAUCCUAGUAUUUCCAGAGGUUCCCGCUCUUGUAUAAAAAGAACAUUUAUUGUCUGACGUGUCAUGCGUUGGAGUAAAACUCGGAUUUGGGUUGGAAAAAUGGCCAAAAGACUUGCUGACAAGGAAUUGACAGAUAGGAAUUGGGAUCAAGAAGAUGAAGCUGAAGAGGUGGGAACAUUCUCAGUGGCCAGCGAGGAAGUCUUGAAGAAUAGAGCCAUAAAAAAAGCAAAGCGUAGGAAUGUUGGAUUUGAAUCUGAUAGUGGAGGAGCUUUUAAAGGAUUUAAAGGCUUGGUUGCACCUUCUGGAGGAGGAGGGUUUUCUGGAUUUGGUAGUGGCACAGGAGGGAAGCCUCUGGAAGGACUUUCAAAUGGAAGCAGCAUAACCAGAACACCUCUCUUCACCAGUGCGAGGGCAGCCACUGAGCCCAAGACAACCUUCGGUUCUAUUGCCACAAAUGGCCCUAACACCUUGGCCGAGAAAAAAAAUUCAAAUCCCAAAACUAAUGGCGACAGCCAGCAGCCCUCCUCCUCUGGCCUUGCUGUGAGUAAAGCCUGUGCUGGGAAUGCCUAUCACAAGCAGCUGGCCGCCUUGAACUGCUCUGUCCGAGACUGGAUAGUGAAGCACGUGAAUACAAACCCACUCUGUGACCUGACGCCGAUCUUUAAAGACUAUGAGAAGUACUUAGCGAAUAUUGAACAGCAACAUGUGAACAGUGGCAGUAGCAGUUCUGGAAGUGAGACUAACAAAAUGUUGGUUGAAACACAGUCUCCUUCCCUAUUUGGUUCAACAAAAUUGCAGCAAGAGUCAGCAUUUUUGUUUCAUGGCAACAAAACUGAAGAUUCUUCUGAAAAGAAGAUGGAGGUGGUAUCGGAGAAGAAAGCGGACCCAUCACUAGGAGCAGCAAGUGCCUCAUUUAAUUUUGGCAAGAAAAUCGAUAGCUCUGUUUUGGGCUCAUUAAACUCUGGCCCACUGACUGGAUUUUCAUUUUCCCCUGGAAACUCCGGUUUAUUUGGCAAAGAUAUUUCCCAGAAUAAACCAGUUUCUUCACCGUUUUCCACUAAAACAUUGGAGAGCCAAGCAGAGGAUGGCAAUAAGGAAUGCAAAGGUGGAGAUGAAGAGGAGAAUGAUGAGCCACCCAAAGUAGUAGUUACUGAAGUAAAAGAAGAAGAUGCUUUUUACUCCAAAAAGUGUAAACUAUUUUACAAGAAAGACAAUGAAUUUAAAGAGAAGGGUAUAGGUACUCUGCAUUUAAAACCUACAGCAAACCAGAAGACACAGCUUGUAGUGCGGGCAGACACCAAUUUAGGCAACAUAUUGCUGAACGUUCUGAUUGCACCCAACAUGCCGUGUACCCGGACAGGGAAGAACAACGUCCUCAUUGUCUGUGUCCCAAACCCACCAGUGGAUGAGAAGAACGCCACCAUCCCAGUCACCAUGUUAAUUCGGGUAAAAACCAGUGAGGAUGCAGACGAGCUGCACAAAAUUUUACUGGAGAAAAAGGAUGCCUGAACACACGAAGUCAGUGGAGAAAUUAUUGCCAAGUUGCUGCUUCCCCUACCGCCCUUCAACUUAGUCAGUUUUUCUUCUCUUCUUACUUUGCAUUCUAAGAACUUACAGAUAACUGAAAACUUUUGUGAGGAAGAUUAAUAUGGCCAAUAAAACUUUUAAAUGUUAAGUGUCAAGAAACUGUAUUCUCCCUUCUUGAGAACUGUCUAAUGUGAAAAACAUAUUGGAAUGACAUUUUUGGGACGCUUUUUAAUGUUCAUUUGUUUAUUAAACUAACCGUAAGUGAUUUCUUAAUGGACUGAAAUCAGGGUAUCGAUUAGCUUUCCCAAAGGCUUUUCUGAUCCAUGGAUUUUCAGGUCUCGCUGCCACCACUGGCCAGGCUUGCUGAUGGGGUUCCACUUCCGUCCCGAAGACCUGCCUGUGUGGCUCUCCCCUCCUGUGAGCCUGGCUGACCUGUGCGACUGGCACUCCUAGCCGAUGAACCGUGCUGCCUGCCGCGCUGUGGCUGAGCUGCUUGUCCUUCGCUUCACUAAGUUCUUAGGCUGAGAUGUGAGCACAAGUGUCCCUUCAGCCUUAGUCAGCCUCUGUUUGCAUCUGUUGGCCUCUGACCCUGUGGGCUGCUUCACUGUAAGUCAGGAACUGUGUUUUCCUUUUAAAAUGAAAUGAGUAGCUGUGGAAAAGUUCUUUGGCUUUAUAGACUUGGUGUUGUGAUUUUUACUCAUGAGGUGCUGUUACUUUGUCCCCCUAAAGACAAUUAGAGGGGAUUGCCAGGGAUGGGUUUUAAAAGCACAAAUUUGGUAGCUUAUUGUUUCUAGACCAUGGACAGUAAACCCCGUGAGAAGAGCGUUAAAUCAGAGCGAAGCCAUAGAAAGGGAGGUGUAAUGUCCGUGGUCACGUGCACCAUCAUGAACCCCAUGGAUAGAAACGCUGCUUAGUACAUAGAAGCUUGGUUACUCGUGGGCCAUGUACAUUCACUAGGAAACAAUAAGAUAAUGGAGAAAAUUGUGUAAAGUUUGCCUUUAACUUUAUUCACCGCAUAUUAUACAUUUGAUAUCUGAAAUACGCAUUUGCUUUUUUAAGAGUAAGAGAUCACUUUGUCCAUGGAAGGGGAGCCCUGGUUGUCCCCCCAGAAAACCCAGGCCAUGUCUUCAGAGCCGUCAGGUAACUAACACGGGCAAGCUUAGAAGACUGGGCACACGCAUUAGAUGCAAAAUAGAACGUUGAAAUUUCCACUUUCAUUCCUCAUGAAUCAUUUAAUACUGGUACCAGAUAAUCUUUACAGGCUCAGGUCUGGGCCCACGGGCUCACACAUGUAGAUUCCGAUCUUCAGUACAUAAUGUAUUCUUGACUUAGAGGAGUCAAAGAAAUUGUGGCUUGUACGAUUGCUUUCUAAAAACUACAGUCUUCAGGUGUGUGUGUUAGGGUGUGCCAUUUUUAGACUAAAUUCAGUGAACUCUUCAGUACUUGAGGUAAAGGAAUUGGGCCAGUGUCUGUCAGAGGUUCUCAUACUCCACGUUUUCUGAUUCCUGUGGGAGGAUUUGGCCCAGUGUGUGAGUUGGGGUAAAUACAUGCAGAGAGGGGUGUGUACUGUUUUAGGGGGUAUGGUCAAACUCCUAGCUAUCGUGUGCAAACUAGGGAGGAAGUGGCAAUUGUUUUUGCAUUUUUUUGAGAAUUGAGAAUGUUCAUGUGUUUUUGUUAAGAGAUAACUUAUAGUCAGCAAGUGAUUGGUACUACUAAAGUAAUACUGGUUUUGCGCUGUUCACUAUCUAACUCGUAAAAAAGAUGAGGAAUUAAAGGGAACAAAUCCCACUGUUAGAGCUUAGCCACACAUGCUGCUUCGGUACCAGCCCGGAUGGUAAACCCACAGGUAUCUGCGGGAACAUUUCCGUAAUAAGGAUGCAGUACUUGACUAGCACAUGCUUGUGGAGACUGUUGUGGAAAGAUAGUGAUUGGAUUACCUUUUAAGCCCCUUCCCUGCAAGAGUAUCUAUUUUUAGUGGAUACAGGUGGGUUUUUUGUUUUUUUUUUCUUAACAUUCCCAGCAAGUUUUUGCUGCUAAGACUAUCACUGUUAAAAGUGAAAAAUUACAGGGACAAAUGUGAUAAUGUAUACCAUAACUCAAAAUGUGAUAUUUUCUUAAAAUCACUCUUUUAUGCUUUAGGAACUGGUGGGUCUCCCUUUUAAUUAUGUAUUUGAAUAACAGAGCCUGAGUAUACGUGGUUUUACUGUAAAAUAUAAUGCUUGUGUAUUAUUUAGGGGAGGCUCCUGGAGAGCUUACCUAUUCUCCCCACCAACGUGUGGGUUCGUUUGAUUUUUUUUUAACAGAAUAUUAGAAAGUAGGCUUUAAAAUGUUUAAUGUGGACUGAAAUUUUCAUCUCUGAGAAUCCAUAAAUUGUAAUCAUAUAUGACCUGAAGUGAGUAAUUUUUGUUGAUUUUUUUUUUUUAAUUCUCAAAUUGUCUUGCUUCUUGAUAAAUCCCAGGGGUCAUUAAAAAAAA